AUGUCCCUGCCUCGUCUAGAACUCUGCGGUGCCCAUCUUCUCGCAAAACUCAUGCAUCAUUUGUCCACCCGCGUUUUACAGAAUCUCAGUGCUGACUAUAUUGCCUUUUGCGAUUCUUCUGUUGCCUUCUCGUGGAUCCGUGGUGAGAGUCACAGGUGGAAGACAUUUGUUGGCAAUCGAGUCGCUGAGAUACAUGAUUUGAUUCCUUCUAAUUGCUGGAGGCAUGUGAUAUCUGAAGACAAUCCAGCUGAUUGCGCCUCUCGAGGAUUGAUGCCCUCAGAUAUUCAUCACCACCCAUUGUGGUGGCGCGGUCCUCCUUGGUUGUCUCUCGACCCAUCCUCGUGGCCUCUUUCCUCUGUCGAUUCAUCUCAAACUGGACAGGUGGACGACGAAGCAAAGCCGAUCUCCGCUUUAGUGUUGACGGUUGUCUCCGGUGAACCCACCAUGAUUGACCGUUUUUCUUCGUAUCUUCGACUCAAGCGCGUCAUUGCCUUUUGUCGACGUUUCAUACUGAAUGCUCGUGGUUCAGCUUUACCUCGCACGGGUUUUCUCACCUCUGUUGAGCUUCAGGAAGCGGAGAUCUGCUUAAUACGUCUGGUUCAAUCUGUUCAUUUUGCCGAGGAGCUGGCUGAGCUGCAGAAACCAUCUUCUCGUCAUCGACUCAUCAUGAAACUUCACCUUUUUUGCGAUGAGCAUGGACUUGUUCGAGUUGGAGGUCGCCCUUUAGCCUCUUUAUUACCAUAUCGACACAAACAUCCUGUUCUUCUACCGAAGGACAAUCAUCUCACUCAUCUGAUAAUCGAUGAUGCCCAUUAUCGUCUUCUGCACGCCGGUGCCUUAGCUACUCAUUCGUACAUUCGUCGACGGUACUGGAUAUUGGACGGACGUAAUGUAGUACGUAAUCGUCUGCGCAAGUGCAACCGAUGCUUUUCUUGCAAGCCCCGUCCUCUAAUACAGCCAAUGGGCAAUCUUCCACCAGAGCGGCUAUCAUCUGCUAUGGCUUUUCUAACUACUGGUGUCGUCUACGCCGGCCCAUUUUAUGUGACGAGUGCACGACUACGCGGAGCCGUUAGCACGAAGGCAUAUCUGGUUGUCUUCAUCUGCUUCUCUACUAAAGCAGUUCAUCUAGAAUUGGCAUCUGAGCUGUCAACCCCAGCGUUCAUCGCUGCUUAUCGGCGCUUUGUUGCACGCCGAGGUCAUCCUUCCGUCAUCUUUUCGGAUAACGGGACCAACUUUGUUGGUGCUCAUAACUACCUUCGUGACCUUGGCCGCUUACUGUCUGCUCCACAACAUCAGCAGAGUCUCUGUGAUGCCGCCUCGUCGUCCGGAACUGACUGGCGAUUCAUAUCCCCUUCCAGUCCUCACUUUGGCGGCCUGUGGGAGGCCGCUGUAAAAUCUGCUAAACAUCAUCUUACUCGCGUUAUUGGCGAGCAGAAACUCACUUACGAGGAGUUUCUCACCGUCUGA
Harmonia axyridis is the source of this 1467-nucleotide messenger RNA. RefSeq lists its product as uncharacterized. The transcript has a single exon. Gene Ontology annotation, molecular function: nucleic acid binding. The record is from RefSeq and is a predicted model, not a curated record. NCBI's taxonomy places the organism in Eukaryota, Metazoa, Arthropoda, Insecta, Coleoptera, Coccinellidae. The coding region runs from base 1 to 1467 and encodes 488 amino acids. Gene Ontology annotation, biological process: DNA integration.